AUGAACACCUCGGCGUGUGACUUUCCCAGAGUGCACUCCUCCGAUCACAUGUGCGCCGCCGUGCACGUGCAUAAUCCAUUCAGCAACUCAGCCAUGUAUGACAGCAGUCAUGAGAAAAAAGGCGCCUGGAACUCCCCUCAAAGCCCCCGCAGACACGCUCCGCCACGCAGCCGGCCAACUGGAUUGUCCAGGACAACGUUAGACUGUCAAGCUAAACAACGUUGCAUCGACUCUUCGGGGAAUCGCGGCCUGGAACACCGGCCUCGGACACCGUCCUGGAACACCGGCCUGGAACACAGGCCUGGAACAACGGCCUGGAACAACGGCCUCGGACAGCGGCCUCGGACAGCGGCCUGGAACAACGGCCUGGAACACCGGCCUGGAACAACGGCCUCGGACAGCGGCCUCGGACACCGGCCUGGAACACCGGCCUGGAACAACGGCCUCGGACACCGGCCUGGAACACCGGCCUGGAACACCGGCCUGGAACACCGGCCUGGAACACCGGCCUGGAACACAGGCCUGGAACAACGGCCUGGAACACCGGCCUGGAACAACGGCCUCGGACACCGGCCUCGGACAGCGGCCUGGAACAACGGCCUCGGACGGCGGCCUGGAACACCGGCCUGGAACACCGGCCUGGAACAACGGCCCUGUGGCGACGCCGGCGGACCGCACACACCAAAUACUACCUCAUCCUGCAAAGUCGCAGCCAACCGGUGCUCCGAGAGCCGUUUCGCUGCCGAUGCCGAUGCUGCCCGAGUGCGUCACGGUCCUCCGGUGAACGUAACCUGCAACAUUUUUAUCAACAGUUUUGGGUCCAUUGCUGAAACCACAAUGGACUACCGAGUGAACAUCUUCCUCAGGCAGCAGUGGAACGACCCCCGGCUGGCCUACAGCGAGUACCCCGACGACUCGCUGGACCUGGACCCCUCCAUGUUGGACUCCAUCUGGAAACCCGACUUGUUCUUCGCCAACGAGAAGGGCGCCAACUUCCACGAGGUCACCACCGACAACAAGCUGCUGCGCAUCUCUAAAAACGGCAACGUGCUGUACAGCAUACGAAUAACACUGAUCCUGGCCUGUCCCAUGGAUCUGAAGAACUUCCCUAUGGACGUCCAGACGUGCAUCAUGCAGCUGGAGAGCUUCGGCUACACCAUGAACGACCUCAUAUUCGAGUGGGACGAGAAGGGAGCCGUGCAGGUGGCCGACGGCCUGACGCUACCUCAGUUCCUCCUCAAGGAGGAGAAGGACCUCCGCUACUGCACCAAGCACUACAACACGGGUAAAUUCACCUGUAUCGAGGCUCGCUUCCACCUGGAGCGUCAGAUGGGCUACUACCUGAUCCAGAUGUACAUCCCCUCGCUGCUCAUCGUCAUCCUGUCCUGGGUUUCCUUCUGGAUCAAUAUGGACGCCGCGCCCGCCCGGGUGGGUCUGGGCAUCACCACCGUGCUGACCAUGACCACGCAGAGCUCCGGUUCCAGGGCCUCGCUGCCCAAGGUGUCCUACGUAAAGGCCAUCGACAUCUGGAUGGCCGUGUGUCUGCUGUUCGUGUUCUCGGCCCUUCUGGAGUACGCCGCCGUCAACUUCAUCGCCCGCCAACACAAAGAGCUGCUGCGCUUCAGACGGAGGCGACGACACGAGAAGGAGGACGAGACAGGCGAGGGCCGCUUCAGCUUCCCCGGCUACGGCAUGGGCCCGGCCUGCCUGCAGGCCAAAGACGGCAUGGCCAUCAAGGGCAACAACAACAACGCGCCGUCCUCGGCGCCGGCCGAGAAGACCAUCGAGGAGAUGAAGAAGCUCUUCAUCGGCCGGGCCAAGCGCAUCGACACGGUGUCCCGCGUGGCCUUCCCGCUCGUCUUCCUCAUUUUUAACAUUUUCUACUGGAUCAUUUACAAGAUCAUCCGCAGCGAGGACAUCCACAAGCAGUAG
Molecule: messenger RNA, 1932 nt
Organism: Cyclopterus lumpus (lumpfish)
Lineage: Eukaryota; Metazoa; Chordata; Actinopteri; Perciformes; Cyclopteridae
Gene: glra1
Product: glycine receptor, alpha 1
Exons: 10
Coding region: 1-1932 (643 amino acids)
Biological process (GO): regulation of membrane potential; chemical synaptic transmission; chloride transmembrane transport
Cellular component (GO): neuron projection; synapse; plasma membrane
Molecular function (GO): chloride channel activity; glycine binding; transmembrane signaling receptor activity
Source: RefSeq, a predicted model, not a curated record